AUGGAAACUGGAGUAUCACUCUCAAAACUCUCUAUACUGGAUGCGAUUCAGAUAACGGUCACUGCUUGGGAUAAGGUCACGACAAAUACUAUAAAAAAUUGCUGGAUUAAAACAGAAAUUCUUUCAUUAUCAUAUGAUGACACUAAGAUUAUUUUGUCAGAACUAGAAGAAAAAAAUAAUAAUAAUAUUUUGGUCAACAAUUUUUUGUCUAUUGAUGAUAAAUUAUUAUUGAUUGAAGACUAUGAAAAAAGUACUGAGCAGGAAAUCAUUAAUUGCAUUCUUGGAAAAAAUACAGAAAUAGAAGUUGAUGAAAAUGCUUCUGAAGAAAUUAUUGACAUAACCAACAAGAAGAUAAUUGAAUGUUUUGAGAAAUUGCAAAAAUAUCUUAAUCAGGAAAAUA
Molecule: messenger RNA, 400 nt
Organism: Ambispora gerdemannii
Lineage: Eukaryota; Fungi; Glomeromycota; Glomeromycetes; Archaeosporales; Ambisporaceae
Source: the annotation of a GenBank genome assembly